AUGGCUCCUGCCAGCGCCGAGAGUGCAUCGCCAAUUGGCAUUGCCAAUCUGCCCAACCAGCGUCACAAGAUUGUCGCCAAGCGUGGUGCCGGCUUCACCAUUAUGGUUGCUGGAGAAUCAGGCCUCGGAAAGACGACGUUCAUUAACACGCUGUUCUCGACCACCAUCAAGAACUAUGCCGACCACAAGCGUCGUCACCAGAAGCAGGUCGACAAGACCGUCGAGAUCGAAAUCACCAAGGCCGAGCUCGAGGAGAAGUUCUUCAAGGUCCGCCUGACGGUCAUCGACACUCCCGGAUUCGGAGACUACGUUAACAACCGUGACUCCUGGAUGCCUAUUAUCGAGUUCCUCGACGACCAGCACGAGUCCUACAUGCUUCAGGAGCAGCAGCCCCGCCGUCAGGACAAGAUCGAUCUCCGUGUCCACGCCUGCCUGUACUUCAUCCGCCCUACCGGCCACACCCUCAAGCCCCUUGAUAUCGAGGUCAUGAAGAGACUCUGCUCUCGCGUCAACCUGAUCCCUGUCAUUGCCAAGGCCGAUACUCUCAGCCCGGCCGACUUGGCCAAGUUCAAGCAGCGCAUUGCCGCCGUCAUCGAGGCGCAGAAUAUUAAGAUUUAUCAGCCCCCGAUUGAGGAGGACGACGAUGCUGCUGCUCAGCACGCGCGUAGCCUUAUGGCGGCUAUGCCGUUUGCUGUGAUUGGUUCCGAGAAGGACGUCAAGACUAACGACGGACGCAUCGUCAAGGGUCGCCAGUACUCUUGGGGUGUUGCCGAAGUCGAGAACGAGGACCACUGCGACUUUAAGAAGCUUCGGUCCAUUCUGAUCCGCACCCACAUGCUUGAUCUCAUCCAUACCACCGAGGAGCUUCACUACGAGGCUUACCGCGCUCAGCAGAUGGAGACGCGCAAGUUCGGCGAGGCCCGCCCCCGCAAGCUCGACAACCCCAAGUUUAAGGAGGAGGAAGAGGCUCUUCGCAAGCGUUUCACCGAGCAGGUCAAGAUCGAAGAACAGCGCUUCCGCCAAUGGGAGCAGAAGCUCAUUUCCGAGCGCGACCGUCUCAACAAGGAUCUCGAGCAGACUCAUGCUCAGAUCAAGUCGCUGGAGCAGGAGCUUGAGUCUAUGCAGGGCAGUGCUGUCCGCAGCCACGGCCGCCGCUAA
Molecule: messenger RNA, 1158 nt
Organism: Cordyceps fumosorosea ARSEF 2679
Lineage: Eukaryota; Fungi; Ascomycota; Sordariomycetes; Hypocreales; Cordycipitaceae
Product: cell division control protein 12
Exons: 4
Coding region: 1-1158 (385 amino acids)
Biological process (GO): cytoskeleton-dependent cytokinesis
Cellular component (GO): cell division site; septin ring; microtubule cytoskeleton
Molecular function (GO): molecular adaptor activity; GTP binding; GTPase activity
Source: RefSeq, a predicted model, not a curated record